CGUCCUCAGCAGAGCUGCACGCCUGGGCUGGGCGAUCUUUCAGGAGCCAGCUGGGCGGAGCUCUGGUUUUUCCUACCGCAGCCCACAGGCAGAUGCUGCUGAAGCAUGGAGAACGCUGGCGGGGACUGCGGGGUGGAGGCUGCUGGACACCCAAGGCUGUUUCCAGACAGUGGCAGGCUGCUGGGAGACGGGGGCCCCGACUACAGAGCCAUCCAGAGACCCCCCAACCCCUUUAUGGAAGUCAUCGGCUACCAGCGCAAAACAUGGAAGAUGGUCCUCUGCCACCUUUUCUCCUUGCUCACCGUGGGAAUCCCGCUGGUCGUCUUUCACUGGAAGCCGCGUCUCGCUGUCCGCGCCAAAUACACCCGCUGCCAGCUUUCCCAGGCCGACUGGGUGGUCAUCCGAGACCAGACUGGGCAAUAUUUCACAGCACGGGUGCACACCGAACCAGUGGAGGAAAGCGGCCUCGAGCAUCAUCUUUUGAGCGGAAGGGACGAUGGGAGAAACAGCACCGCUAUCGCAGUGUCAGACGACAGCGUCGUUGGAGACACUAUUAGGCUGCAUCCGAAGGAGGCGACGGAGAAAACCGUCAUCCGCUACUACCUCUUUGAAGGCUUGCGCUAUGUCUGGAUUGAAAGAUACCACGAUUACUGCAAGGCCAGCAUCUUGGAUGAAAAUUGGACCUACUCAGACCUCCACCGUUCCCACUGUGGGCUGAGCCCCGAGGAGCAGAGUGCCAGGAAAACUAUUUAUGGACCAAACCGGAUUGAUGUACCAGUUAAGUCUUGUUUCAGGCUGUUGGUAGAUGAGGUCCUGAACCCCUUCUACAUCUUCCAGAUUUUCAGCAUCAGCCUGUGGCUCUACGAAGAGUACUUCUCUUACGCCGUUUGCAUCUUUGUCAUCUCGACCAUCUCGAUCAUGAUCUCUCUCUACGAGACAAAAAAGCAAAGCAGGACUCUGCAGGACAUGGUGAAGAUGUCAGUGGAUGUGAAGAUCCGCAGAGCCUCUGGAGAGGAAGUGACCGUGAGUUCCGCAGACCUUGUGCCAGGUGACUGCAUCAUCGUGCCCGCAGAUGGAACUCUGGUUCCUUGCGAUGCCGCUCUGCUGACGGGGGAAUGCAUGGUCAACGAAAGUAUGCUGACAGGCGAAAGCGUCCCGGUGAUGAAGACCCCCGUGCCCGAAGACCUGCAAGCUUCCAAGACCAUCUAUUCCCCCGAGGAGCACAAACGGUACACGCUGUUCUGUGGGACGCAGGUCAUCCAGGCCAGAUCCUACGUGGGCACCGAGGUCCUAGCGGUGGUGACCCGCACAGGCUUCUGCACGGCCAAAGGAGACCUCAUCAGCUCCAUCCUGUACCCAAAGGCCAUCAACUUCAGAUUUUAUAAGGACGCAGCAAAGUUUGUCCUCUUCCUUGCUGUCCUGGCUUUGAUUGGUACCAUCUACAGCAUCGUCAUCUUGGAAAUCAACCAUGUGGCGAUUGGGCUCAUCAUUGUCCGUGCCCUGGACGUCGUGACGGUGGCCGUCCCCCCGGCCCUGCCAGCCGCCAUGACGGCGAGCAGCAUUUACGCCCAGAGUCGGCUGAAGAAGUGGGGCGUCUUCUGCAUCAGCCCUCCGCGGAUCAACCUCGGCGGGAAGGUCCGCCUGGUCUGCUUCGAUAAGACAGGGACCCUCACGGAGGACGGCCUCGACAUCUGGGGCGUCCUUCCCCAGGAGCACAGCUGCUUCCAGCCCGUCACCCACGAGCUGCGCUGCCUGGCGGACGGGCCGCUGCUCGCCUGCCUGACCACGUGCCACACGGUUUCGCUGCUCCGAGAUCAGCCCAUCGGAGACCCCGUCGACCUCAAGAUGCUGGAAUCCACCGGCUGGUCCAUGGAGGAUGUGGAAGGGGAGGCCGCGGAGGCACACAUGGCCGAGCGCUUUGGGACCCGGGCCCUGGUGGUGAUGAACCCUCCGCCGCUGGGAGAGCAGCCCCACGGCACGAAACACACGGCCUCCUUGGCCGUCCUCCGCCGCUUCCCCUUCUCCUCGUCCCUGCAGAGAAUGUGCGUCAUCGCGAAGCCCCCGGGCAGGGGCCCUUCGGAGGCGUACAUGAAGGGGUCUCCGGAGAUGGUGGCCAGCCUCUGCAAGAAGGACUCGGUCCCUGCAGAUUUCUCCCAGAUGCUGCACCAUUAUGCCAGCGACGGGUUCCGCAUCCUGGGGCUGGCCCACAAAUGCCUUCCUGCUGUCGGGACCUUCGAAGAAGCCCAGGCGGAGACGAGGGACUCGGUGGAGAGUGGGAUGGUCUUCCUUGGGUUCCUGGUGAUGAAGAACGUCCUCAAGCCCGAAACCGCUCCGGUGAUCCAUUUGCUGCGGAACGCAGAGAUUCGGACCGUCAUGGUGACAGGAGACAACAUGCUGACGGCCGUGAACGUGGCCAAGAGCUGCCGGAUGGUGGAAGCGAAGGAGCGCGUGGUCUUCGUGAACGCUGCUCCGCCCAGCCACACCAAGCCGGCAGCCCUCAAAUUCACCCCCUACCAUCAGUCCACGGGGCAGCUAGAGGGGGCCUACCAGGAGGAGCGCUCCUUCCUGGAACAGCAUCCGUGCCACCUGGCUCUGAACGGGAAAUCCUUCGCUGUGGUCUGCGAGCAUUUCCCGAACCACCUGCCAAAGAUUUUGGUCCGGGCGACAAUUUUUGCCCGGAUGUUGCCCGAUCAGAAAACCCUCCUGGUUCGCAGCUUUCAGGGUCUGGGCUACUGUGUGGGGAUGUGUGGGGACGGUGCCAAUGACUGUGGGGCCCUGAAGGCGGCUGAUGUGGGGAUCUCGCUGUCCGAAGCGGAAGCCUCAGUAGCGUCGCCGUUCACCUCCAGGAUCCCCAACAUCGAGUGCGUGCCCGUCGUUAUUCGGGAAGGCAGAGGCAGCUUGGUGACCGCUUUCGGAGUCUUCAAGUACAUGGCUCUCUACAGCCUCAUCCAGUUUGUCUCUGUGCUUCUCCUCUACACGAUAAACACCAACCUGGGCGAUAUGCAGUUCCUUUUCUUCGACCUGAUCGUUACAUCCACAGUGACCGUGUUGAUGGGCCGGACGGCCCCGGCGAAAGAGCUGAGCCCGGCACGCCCGCAAGGGGCGCUGAUCAACGUGGCCGUCUUGGGCAGCCUCCUCCUCCAGACGGGGCUCCUGAUUACCAUCCAGGUCAUCAGUUUCUUCAUCCUUGCCUACCAGCCAUGGUACAUCCCGCUCAAUGGAACCGUCACGGCUCCUGAGAAUCUCCCAAACUAUGAAAACACGGUUGUAUUCUGCAUCUCAGGGUUCCAGUAUCUCAUCCUGGCCAUCGUCAUGUCGAAGGGCUACCCCUUCCGGAAGCCCCUCUACACAAAUGUGUUCUUCUUAAUCGCCCUAAUUGUUCUUUUCGGCCUGAUGAUCUGGUUAACCCUUUCCCCGCUGCCCUUCAUGGCAUCGUGGAUGCAGCUGAAAGCCAUCGGUGACUUGAACUUCAAGCUGCUCCUGUUGGGGAUGGCCACACUCCACUUCUUCACAGCCUUCGUUUUGGAGACGGGCAUAGAUCGCGGCCUGCUGAACUGCUUGCAGAAGCUCUGCCGCAAGAAGGUCUCCAAGAAGGAGUUCAAGGAGGUGGAGAAAGAACUCAGCCGGCAGCAGGCGCCCUGGCCGCCGCUUGAUGAGCCACUCUUCGCCACUGCCAAGAUCUCCAUCGCGACCAGAUGACGCUGGCCUGCCCCCAGUGCCAAUGGCUGGGAAGGCUCCGGGUGGACUCCAAAGACUUGUGCCUCUCCCCUCCCAGGACCUUUUAAUUUAUUUCUGUCGGUAGCAACACUGUCCCUUGUUGAUCCUCCAUCCCAGUUGGCAAUAAGAGCUGUGAACCUCUUCAACCCUGCACUCACAUCUGGUGGGGAGCUGUUCCAGUGGUCCCUCUUCCCCCUGAAGAAGAGACACUUCUGAAGGUCGCUCGGGUUGUCCUCGCCGCCCCCAGCCUUCUCCACCCUGAGCCAAGCUGCUGCCAAAUUCCCCUUCCAUUCCCCCAGCCAGAGAAGAUCGGCUGUACUGGAAGGCGGCUUGACCUGGCUCCGGUGUGCCCUGGGCCAGAGAUCUGCAGGCGAAGCUUCUGCAGCUGCUGCAGGAAGGCCUGAGGUAUUCACGACGCCACUAGUGUAUGCCAGUCAGUGCUACACCCCUCAGCCCCGCUGGGCUUUGUUUUGGAGUACAGAACCCCACCUGGGUUCUGGAUUCCUUUCCGGAGGCCUCAGCAGUACUCCAGAACCAAUAUUCAGAUCUGCCGAACGGCUUCCAGCGUGGAGCCGAGCUGAUCUGCCCAUCCCACGUGGAGCAGUGUGGGCGUGGCGUGGGGCCCCCUUGCACCCCGUCCUCUGCCUUUGCCCCAUGGCAUAGUUUUAUUUAGUGUGGCUGCUAAGAGACAGCUGGCGUGGGGCCUUACGGGAGCAGGGGGGUUCCUUUUGUGACUUCUGUUUGCCCUGCCAGGAGAGAGGGCGCCUUUUGCACUCGCCUCCCAAGGACUGCGUGGCCCGCGGGUAGAGCCGCUGGGUUGGAUGGAGGACUGAGCCCCCUGUGUCUCUUGCGUCGUUGCAGAGAGAGGAGAAUUUGGGCCUGUGCACCUUCUCCCAGGACUGGAGAAGCAGGGCCAGCUGAGACCCUCGCCAGGGGCCAACCUGUAUCCAAUCCAGAAAACCUUCCCGGGGGGGGGAGCAGAGAGCGUCCCUUUGCAUCUGCCAACUCUUUUGCGAAUCUGCCCGUGUGCCGUCGACUCUGAGCCGGGAUGGCUCUGGAGAGCAGCCGUGGUGCGGUUCCCAGGCAGGCAGAUGGCUUUUCACUGGAAAAUGUACCUGAAAGGCUCUACUCACCCAGCUCCAUCCCUGUGGGCUGGGGACGGCUGUAACCGGUCGCGAUCCGUAUCACCCUGCAAGGAGAUCUGCUUCAUCCAGGGGUUGUGUGUGUGUGUGUGUGUGUGUGUGUGUUUGUGUGUUUGUGUUUUUAGGAGGACUAUAUAUAUAUAUUUCCCCCCCAAAGGGCAUUCUGUGAAAGGAUGUGUGUGACUAGGAAGAGAUGAUGUCCGGUCUGUCUUUGUGUGUUUGUGGGCGAGGUUUACAAUAAAAGAGAUAUU
This is a messenger RNA of Hemicordylus capensis (graceful crag lizard), 5110 nucleotides long. RefSeq names its product ATPase cation transporting 13A2 (gene ATP13A2). Gene Ontology annotation, molecular function: ATPase-coupled monoatomic cation transmembrane transporter activity; ATP binding; ATP hydrolysis activity. Gene Ontology annotation, cellular component: membrane. Gene Ontology annotation, biological process: intracellular calcium ion homeostasis; autophagosome-lysosome fusion; regulation of mitochondrion organization. Bases 106 to 3699 code for a protein of 1197 amino acids. NCBI's taxonomy places the organism in Eukaryota, Metazoa, Chordata, Lepidosauria, Squamata, Cordylidae. The record is from RefSeq and is a predicted model, not a curated record. The transcript is spliced from 29 exons.